Molecule: messenger RNA, 1860 nt
Organism: Rhincodon typus (whale shark)
Lineage: Eukaryota; Metazoa; Chordata; Chondrichthyes; Orectolobiformes; Rhincodontidae
Gene: utp4
Product: UTP4 small subunit processome component
Exons: 14
Coding region: 132-1718 (528 amino acids)
Biological process (GO): maturation of SSU-rRNA from tricistronic rRNA transcript (SSU-rRNA, 5.8S rRNA, LSU-rRNA)
Cellular component (GO): 90S preribosome; small-subunit processome; t-UTP complex
Molecular function (GO): protein binding; RNA binding
Source: RefSeq, a predicted model, not a curated record
ACCUGUAGGUCGGAUGUGAAGAUGGCUCGGUCAAAUUGUUUGAGAUUCUUCCAGAAAAACUUCAGUUUGAGAGAAAUCUGGAUCGUCAAAAAGGUCGUGUACUUUCUUUGGCUUGGCACAAGUCAGGUUCAAUGAUUGUGACAGGAUCGCUGGAUGUUAUCCGAGUUUUUGAUGUGAAGUCUGGUCACUGCACACGUCAUAUUUUUGUGGAUCGCGGUGAUCCGGUUUCGCACAAUCGAGAAUGUGUGGUAUGGAGUCUCUGUUUUCUCAGCAAUUACUCUAUUGUGAGUGCUGAUUCAGCAGGGAAAGUGCAGUUCUGGGAUUGGCAGACAGGAACUCUGCUGAAAACACACCCAGUCACUAAAUGUGAUGUGUUGACACUUUCAGUGAACAAGGCUGAAGACAGCAUUGUUGCUGGAACCUCUGAGGGAACUGUUGUCCAAUUUCAGCUGAUUGCAGUAAAGUCAGGAGUUGCUGAUACUCAGUGGGUUCGUACGAAGACUUUUAAACAUCAUUCCCAUGAUGUGAGGGCUGUUAUUCAUACCAAGUCGGCUCUUGUCUCGGGUGGUUUGGAUGCCCAGCUUGUCAUUCGUCCCCUGAUGGACCGUGUGGAAACCAAGUCAUACGAAGCUGCUCUCCGCAAAAUCCUCUUCCCACACCGAAACCUAGUCUGUUGCAGCCGGAAGGCGAAUCUACUCCUGUUUCAAUUCCCAGACCAGCUCGAGUUGUGGCGAUUGGGUAGCCCAGGAGGUUCAGGGAUUCCUGGAGAUAUCCUUCCAAUUAGCAAAAAGCCAGAGAAGUUGCUGCAAUUAAAGAACAAGGGUUGUGAUCACAUACGGUGCUGUGCGCUCUCUCCUUGUGGAACCUGGAUUGCUUUCUCAAACGUUUACAGAGUCCGUCUCUAUCGAAUACAGUAUGAAAAUGACAGUGUCACAAUUCAUGCGGCUUCACAGUUUUUGAAGGCACAGCAGCCAGCUCAUCAGUUGCUGUUCUCUGCCGAUUCCACCAAAUUGUUUGUUGCCUUAGAUCGUAGUCGUGUUCAGGUUGUGGAUCUGGUGAUGCUUAAUUCCAAGCAUGCACACAUACUCACUCCCAAAUCUGAUUCCCUUGAGCCUGUCUGCCUGUUGGCAGUGAGUGCUGAUAGCAACUGGCUGGCAGCUGCAAAUUCUGACUGUGAAAUCAACAUCUAUAACUUAAAGCAGCUAAAGAAUCACUGCACAGUUCCAGUCUAUAAUCAUCUCCCUACUGCUAUUGCCAUUAAUCCACACACCAACAAUCUGAUUACUGUCCACACAGAUCACCAGAUUUUUGAAUUCAGCAUCAGUGAGAAAAAAUACACUGAGUGGAGUCGUGCACUGCAGCAACAGGGAUUGCACCAACACUGGCUUGAACGGGAUACGCCUGUCACACAUGUGACUUUUAACCCUAAAGUGACCACACAGAUUAUCCUUCAUGAUACAUACAUGUUCUGUAUUAUUGACCAGUUGCUGCGUCUUCCAAACGAACAAUCAAACCUUCAUAACCAACUGACCCUGAAACGUCUCUCUGGAAAAGCCCGCAAAGUUGAGGAACAUGCAUUCAAAAUUUGUAAGAAAUUCAAGCCUCUGAUGCAUGUUGAACUUCUGUUUGAUGGUUGUCUUGUGGUGGUGGAACGUCCUGUGAUGGAGAUCAAUGCACAACUGCCUGCACCUAUCCGACAGAAGAAAUUCGCCACAUAAAUGAAUUGAGUUGCUGUCGGUUCCUUUUUGUUACUUUUUUUCAGGAUCUUUCAGAUUGCUCCCUAGAUUGUCCUUUAAACCUUACAAUGGAGUUACAAACUUGUAAUGUUUUAUUUGAAAUAAAUGCUGUGUCAAACUUAAA